Messenger RNA from Lactuca saligna, 1122 nucleotides. The record is from the annotation of a GenBank genome assembly. NCBI's taxonomy places the organism in Eukaryota, Viridiplantae, Streptophyta, Magnoliopsida, Asterales, Asteraceae.
AUGGAAUCUUAUAUUCGAGGUCUUAUUCCUAAUUUGGCUCAAUUGCAUGAUAUGCUUGGAGCUUUUGUUCAAAUGUAUUGCCGAAUUGUUGCACCCAAACUUUUCUUCUUUUUUGAUCCCAAUAGACGAGGGAAGGCAAGCAUAAAGAAUGUGCUGCUUAUUAAAUGUCUUCAAGAGCUAAUGGAACUGCACAAGGAAAGUGAAGAAGAAGUUACAGAUACUGAACAGGUAGAAAACUGGUUUUCCAUGACAUCUGCACAGCAUGUAUGUGAUAUGUUCCUUGCACUUGAUAAAGAUAUGAACAGAACACUGAGCAAGCAAGAGCUUCGAGAACAUGCAGACGGGACACUCACGGAUAUUUUUAUCGAGAGGGCUUUUGAUGAGCAUGUACGUAGGGUUAAAAUGGGAAGAGGAAAUACUCGGGAGAUGGACUUUGAGAGUUCCAUAUGUUUUACUCUUAAUUGCAGCCAGGAUAGUAGUCUACCUACUGAAUUUGAAAUAACCGAGUUUUGUUAUGAGCAUGGAUCUAACAAGAAGAAUGUUGUAGCUGUAAAAGUAUAUAGAUGGAGUGAUGGUUCUUAUCUUGAAGAUCAAGAUCAUUGGUGGUUGUCUGGCAUCCAUAGAGAUGUGCUCCUUUUAUCCAAGCCAAAGGUAUUCAUUGCAUAUUAUUUCUUCAGAUCAAGUUCAGCCGAAAGUUCUACCUAUGCAGAUUUAGAGAUCAAUGACAUUACAAAUGUCAAAAUUGAAGCCACACUAUUUGAUAUCAAUACCAAUGAGGGUUCCAAUCUACUAUCAACUAACGUGGCCAGUUUGGAGCUUCAACAGCCCUCUCGUUUUCCUUUAGGGUUUCAUGGGUAUCGAUUAGAAGGAAAACUGAGAAAUCCCAAGCUUUGGUCUGCAGAGCAAGGGUUACUCAAGGAAAAUGCAAAUGGUGGCAAAUACCGGGCAUAUGGAGGUGACUUUGGAGAUACACCAAAUGACUUAAAUUUCUGCUUAAAUGGUCUCGUAUGGCCUGAUCGGACUCCUCAUCCUACUCUUAAAUGUGGCUCUCGAUACUUGUGUUUCAAUGAACAAGAAGAGUAUACAGAAUUAACUGUUAUGCAAAGGGAGAAGAGUGUUUAA